UAUUGACGAAGGCAGCGUUGUUUCCCCCAAAAUGGCGGACGAUAGCGAUAUUACGUUGAAUGGUAAACUUCUUUCAGAACUUCGUGUUGUGGAUUUGAAAAGAGAGCUGGAACAAAGAGGACUUUCAAAGGGAGGAAGCAAGACACAGCUAACUGACCGUCUUAGAGCGCAACUUCGUUUGGAGAAGCUUCACUCGGAAGCACAAGCUGCGUCGUCUGGUGACGAAGCAAAAGCGCCAAAUCUAGCACUGCAAGAUGAUGAAGUGACUGGCAAAAAUGAUUUUAUCAAGCAGUACCUGUUGCAACAGCAGCGCAACCUUGAACGACAAAGGGAAAUUAAGAAAAAAGUGGAGGAGGAGAGAAAACGACAGUCGGCCGAAGAAUCUGCCGAUGAAUCGCAACAAUCGAUUGCAGAAGAGGAAAAUAAGUCGAAGGAAGUGACGUCAGAAGCUGAGGUCAAGGCCGCCACAGACGCACCUGCCGGUGUUAGUACUAGUGAUUUGGAAAUGGCGAAGAGUCGAAGUCGUCAUUAUCGGUCUAAAGAAAAAAAUGAAGCUGCACAAAAAAGAGAAGUGGUAGAAAGCACCAAUGAGAAAGGCGAUGCCGACUCAACUGAACCAGAGGUGAAAAAAUCAAAGCAGACACGCUCACCAUCUCCACGUGAGAGUGGGCACCAUAAAAGACAUAGAUCAGGGUCUUCUUCUCGUUCACGUUCAAGGAGUCCUGAGAGAUUUCAGUCAACAAAGGGGCAUAAAGGUGGUCAUAAGCAUGGAAGAGGUCGGAGCAGCCGCAAGGAGUCCCGCUCAUCAUCUCGUUCUCCGUCUCCUAAGACAUCCAGUAGAGGGAAAGCUGAGACCCAGCGGGUCAGCAGACCUAGGAACACAUCACGCCCCUCGCGUUCAAAAUCCAAAAGCCCAGAUGAUAUAGCUGAGAAAACUCUAAUUCGUCGAUCAAGCAGACGAUCAGCUCAGGCAGCCAGAGCUUCUAACUCACAACAGCAGAAUGUAGAAGAAUCUGGGAGGAGAGAACAAGAACCUUUGGAAGUGAGGGAAGGUACAGUAGAAGACAAAACAAUCUCUUUUUCUUCUCCUGAUGCUAAAGAAACCAGUCCAAAAGAGCUGCCUUCCAGCUCCAGCCAGGUGCCUCUCAUUGAGAAGCUUGCAGAGCAUUCACAGCCAACUAAAAGGGAGGGCCAAGAAAUAGCGUCUGAAGAGGGGGUUCAGAAAUCACUAACAGAGGUUGGAAAGAGUGUUGAAUUGGAAAAGGAAACACGUCUUAGACAGACAAAGAAGACUGAAGCUUCCUCUGAAGAAUCCGAAGUAGUAGUUCCAAAACCAAAAAGAGGGUCUCGUUGGAGUCGUUCUUCAUCAGAUUUAAAGCCAGUCGAAAGUGACGUUGCCCCGUCUGAAGCAGCCGGCAAGCCAGAUACAUUUAAAAGAGCUUUGGUGUCUUCUGAUGAAACAUCUGAACAGCUUGUUCCCAAAAAGAGAGAAGAAAAUUCUGUGGUUUGUGAAGAAACAGUGGUAAAUUUUCAGCUUUCUGAGCAGACAGAUCUGCUUAAAGAAGGAUCUACAGGAGAAAGAGCAGAUAGUGAUUCAAAAGAGCAAAAGCUUUCAAAGAUUUCUGGAAGGGAUAGAAAAAGUUUAUCAAAAGAUGAGUUGAAAGAGAGCUCUGAGCAAACAGAGAAAACUUUAGGAGACAUCAGUGGCGAUAAAGCAGACAAGAAGCUGCAAGAAGAGGAAUUCAUAAGAAAGGCUGGCAGCAGCGAACAGCAAGUCACAUCAGGAAGAGACUUUAUAGAUAGACAGCCAGAUGUUGGAGAAGAACAGGCUGCCAAAGAGGACACUGAAGUGCCUAGUUCCACCAAGACAGAUUAUACAAAAGAAAAGGUGGAUAAAUUGAUUGAGAAGAAUAAAGAAGUGGCUUCUGAUGCUUGUGAAGAUUCCAGGCCUACAGAGUCUCGUCAAAAACGUAUCUGGCGCAGCAGGUCCAAGGAAGAAGGUGCAAAGCGUGGUGAGCAGGAAAAGUUUCCAGAAGUUCACUUGAAAGGCGUGUCUUCCAACCUUGAGGAAGAAAAAGAUGACACAGAGAACUCUGAACAGAGUCUUCAUAAAUUUAAAAACCAGAAAGAAGAGGAUAUGCCUCAGGAACGUCAGGGCGAUUCAAAUGAUGUUGCAGAAAUGUCUGAAGUUCCCAAUGAUAAUGUUGAAAGUGGUACUAAUCCUGCAGCUCAAUUAGUGUCACAUGAGAUAACCGAAAAACUGCCUGCCAAUCAGAAGUCAGAGGAAAAUAGUAAAGGCAUUAAAAAUGAACAGCAGUCAGAUACUUCACAGAAUGCAGAAUAUGAAGGAACAAAAAAUAUGUUAGGUACAGUUUCACAAAGUAUACGUAAAGAACCCAAUAUUAAUGAAACAACAGUUUUGGAAGAUAAACAGCCACAGCCAUCACAAAGUGAAGACUCACCAUCAAGGAGUAGGUCUACAUCCAGAUCACCAGCUCCAAGAGAAAAGUCUCGUGGCCAAAAGAGGAAAGAUAGUUCUUCAUCAGCAAGUUCUAGAUCUCGUUCACAAUCUCGAUCUGUUUCUCGUAAGAACAGAUCUUCAAGUUCCAGCUCAAGAUCUAGCUCCUCAAAGUCUGAGAGCUCUGAUACAGAGGAGGAGGAACCAAGAAGCAUGAAGAGCACAGCUAGCAAGAGGUCACCUCGUAAAUCUGUUUCUAGAUCACCCUCUCCUUCAACAAAUGAAGCAAAGGGAGGCAGAAAAAGUGCAGCUGUUAAGCAUGAGGGCAGUGCUGAAGCCACAAAGAAAAAGAGAGAGACCAUGGGUGAAAACAGUUCUAGCAAAAGUCCACCAAGAAAGUUGGCUAGAGCAUCAGGAACAAGUGACACUGAUGAAAUUGGUAAAGAUGUUGGUAAUGAUAUAAAAGGAGCUGCAAAGAUAGGGCACACAAAUGAGACGCACUUGGGCCCUGCUGGAUGACAGAGGAAGGUCGUUUGCCGUUUUGGUUGCCUUGAGAACGUGACCUGCAUGCUGGGCCCUUUGCCCUGACCUGACUCCCUGAUGGUGCUGUCAGACGCCAUAGAGGUCAUCACUCCUGUUUCACGAGUCUAAUGCCAAGCUGGAUCCGACAUGCUCUACUUAGCCCCCAUAUUGCUGAAGCAGAUACCUAUGUUUUUAAAGCUGCUUACUGUGGACUCUAGUUGGGAGAUAGUGACAUUCCUCAUACUUACUCUCAGAGACACAGUGACUUUGUGAAUGACAAAAUCUCCAGCUUUGUGUGAUUCAACAUAUCCAGUUGUACAUCUUGUGAAUAUAUGAUCUGGGUGAACUGACUGGUCAUCACUAGAAAACUAUGAAAGCCCAUUUCAGACACUCUUCACAAACUGUUAGACACAACAGACAUCAAAAGGAAAAGUUCUUCAGCCAAAUAAGUUGUGGACAAAGUCUCCUGUUUUUUAAUGACUGUGUGUGCACAUACUGUGUGCUGGCGAAGUGUGUUACAUUACUUUCAUUAGUUAAAAUUAUUUUACAAAACUAAGGAACAUGAGAUUCAUGGAGCCUUGCGAAAGAGUCUAGGUAUGUGUGAGCUCAGAAGGAUUGUUCAUUUAUAAAUGUUUGGAUUACCUGAGACAAAACAUCUGCAAGCAUAGUCCAAUAAGUUUUAGCAGACAGCAUUCAUUGUCUAGAUGUUACUGUCCUUAUCCUGAGACAGUUCUUUAUUUUUU
This is a messenger RNA of Pomacea canaliculata, 3723 nucleotides long. RefSeq names its product serine/arginine repetitive matrix protein 2-like. The transcript is spliced from 10 exons. Lineage: Eukaryota; Metazoa; Mollusca; Gastropoda; Architaenioglossa; Ampullariidae. Bases 32 to 2977 code for a protein of 981 amino acids. The record is from RefSeq and is a predicted model, not a curated record.